Messenger RNA from Humulus lupulus (European hop), 672 nucleotides. RefSeq names its product pyruvate kinase isozyme G, chloroplastic-like. The coding region runs from base 15 to 344 and encodes 109 amino acids. The record is from RefSeq and is a predicted model, not a curated record. Gene Ontology annotation, molecular function: magnesium ion binding; potassium ion binding; pyruvate kinase activity. Gene Ontology annotation, biological process: glycolytic process. The transcript is spliced from 3 exons. Gene Ontology annotation, cellular component: chloroplast stroma; cytoplasm. Lineage: Eukaryota; Viridiplantae; Streptophyta; Magnoliopsida; Rosales; Cannabaceae.
AAAUUCUGACAUGAAUGAAAUUUCCUUGUUACGUACAGGAGGACAUAAUUAGAAGGUGUCAGAGAAUGCAGAAACCAGGUAUUGUAGCAACAAACAUGCUGGAGAGCAUGAUUAAUCAUCCUACAUUAACAAGGGCAGAAGUCUCUGACAUUGCAAUUGCAGUACGGGAAGGUGCUGAUGCGGUCAUGCUUUUUGGAGAAACUGCCCAUGGAAAAUAUCCAUUGAAAGCUGUCAAAGUAAUGCAUACUGUGGCAUUAAGGACUGAGUUAAGUCUACCAAUUAGCACUGCUCCUCCAAAUCUAUUGAGUACAUAUAAGCGCUGGAAAUCGAAGAUUUUCAUCUAAUGCCCCAUUGAUUAAGAACUCUGAUGCUCAGAUUGUCGUUCUAGAUGUGAGUCUUUUUCCUUUUUCUUUUUGCGUUGUAUAAAUGUAGUUUAUUCAUUAAUUGGGUGCUUAUCAUGAAUGGAUACAAAAUAUUAGAUUAAACCCUGAAACUGUUUGUAAUAAGUCUUUAAAGAGAAUUAGAUGAACUAACUUUUUUCCUUCUCAUCAGUGAUAAAAAAAGUACUUAAAGAACAAGCUGGAACUUUUUAAUUAAUGGCAUAUUUCUGAAGACUUGACAUGUGUUCAUGUGUUGAGGUUUUCUAUCAAGUUUUUGCAUUUUUAGUUACUG